Molecule: messenger RNA, 855 nt
Organism: Paramecium pentaurelia
Lineage: Eukaryota; Ciliophora; Oligohymenophorea; Peniculida; Parameciidae
Source: the annotation of a GenBank genome assembly
AUGCUAAAUUUAAUUCCACCUUCAUAGUAUAAACCAUAUACUAAUACUUAAACUACUGCUCAAUCUGCAGUAUGUAUACUCUUAAGAGGAUAAUUUAAACCAUAAUAAGGAUAUUCUUAAUUGAAUAUCAAUAAUCCUUAAUCUACUAAAUUUCAAGAAUAAGAAGAUAUUGAAAUACUUUAUAUUUAAAGAUAAAACUCAAAAAGAGAUUAAUAUAGUGGUGAAAUUGCUUUCCCAGGAGGUAAAUGUGACAAUGAUGAAACUGAUUUAUAAGCUGCUAUAAGAGAAGUACAUGAAGAAGUAGGAAUUAAUUUAAAUGGAUUAGAAUGUUAUUAUGUAUUUAGAUUAUCUAAGAAUGCUUUUAUGAAGAAAUUGAAAAAUAAUAAAUCUUUAUAUUGCAGUGCUUUUGUAAUAGCUAUCAAUGAUCCUGAGAAGAAGACAGAUCAAAUGAAAUUGUCUGAAAAUGAAGUACAAUAAGCAAAGUGGAUAAAACUUAGUUAUUUUGAUGAUCCUAUAUACAAAACUAAAAAGAGUCAACAUUAUUUUGGACCUAGAUCAAUAGCAAAAUAUUUUAAAUAAGCAGAAACUGCAGCUUUAGAUAUUGGAUUUGAUGAAGUGUUAUAUGGAUUUACAUUUUUUUUGACAAUGGCAUUUUUAUAUUAAAUUUAGAAACAUUAAAAAGUUUGGGAUCAUGCUCAUUUUGCAAAAUUCACUUUCACAGGACCAAUGAAAUAUGCUUUAGAAUAUGGAGCUAUGAUAGCUUACAAAAAAGAGAGAAUUGGUUUAUUUGAGAGAUGGCAAUGGCCAAUCUAUACAUAUUUAAUACCAAUGUUAAUAUUGAUGAUUAUGAUUUGA